Doryrhamphus excisus (bluestripe pipefish) is the source of this 1143-nucleotide messenger RNA. RefSeq names its product chemokine (C-C motif) receptor 6b (gene ccr6b). Gene Ontology annotation, molecular function: C-C chemokine binding; C-C chemokine receptor activity. Gene Ontology annotation, biological process: cell chemotaxis; G protein-coupled receptor signaling pathway; calcium-mediated signaling. Gene Ontology annotation, cellular component: external side of plasma membrane; membrane. Lineage: Eukaryota; Metazoa; Chordata; Actinopteri; Syngnathiformes; Syngnathidae. The record is from RefSeq and is a predicted model, not a curated record.
UCACUGGGCAGGAGUCAGAUGGAUUCAGAAGGGUUGACCAUAAUGUCUACAGAGUCUCCAUACUACAAUUACGAUUACGAUUAUAAUGGCACUGAAGAUGAUCCAGACAUCGGGUUGUGCAACCUCGAUCCAAACCCCACGGAAGUCAUCACACAAACUUACAUUCACUCCCUCAUCUGCGCCUUCGGUCUGGUCGGCAACAUUCUCGUCGUGGUCACGUACAUAUUCUACAAAAGAAGCAAGACCAUGACGGACGUCUACCUCGUCAAUGUGGCCGUGGCGGACCUGACCUUUGUGCUGGCCUUGCCUUUCAUCAUAUACAAUGAGCAGCACCGUUGGAUCAUGGGUGCUGUGGUCUGCAAGGUGCUGAGGUCCGCCUACAGCAUCAACCUGUACAGCGGGAUGCUCCUGCUGGCGUGCAUCAGCGGUGAUCGUUACGUUGCUAUCGUGCAGGCCAGGCGCUCUUUCGGGACCCGUUCCAGCUCUUUAAUCUACAGUCGCGUCAUCUGCUCGGUCGUGUGGGUUUGCGCUGCGGCGUUAACAGCGCCCACGCUCAUAUACACCGAGUGCUUUGAAGAGACCAGUUUCGGGGCCGAGGCGGCGUCUGUGGUGUGUCAGCUAUCUUUCAGUACCGAUGAGACGGCAAAGUUAAUCAAAGUGCUUAUUCCCAGUCUUCAGAUGGGCAUCGGAUUUCUGCUGCCCCUGUUGGUGAUGAUGUUCUGCUACUCCUGCAUUACGUGCACGUUGAUGCGAGCGCAGAGCACUCAAAGGCAUAAAGCCAUACGUGUAGUUUUAGUCGUGGUUGUCGUCUUUGUUAUUUGUCACCUUCCGUACAAUGUGGCUUUGCUCAACCACACACUGUCCCUUUUUAAGAUGAGGGGUUGUAAGGCGGAAAUGCUAAAACUCCAAGUUCUGGGGAUUUCUAAAAAUGUAGCCUAUCUGCACUGCUGUCUUAAUCCCAUCCUCUAUGCUUUCAUUGGCUCCAAAUUUAGGAGCCACUUCAGGCAAAUAGCCAUGGAUUUAUGGUGCUUUGGUAAAAAGUACAUCUACUCGGCUCGCUCGUCACGUGCCAUGUCAGAUACCCGCAUCUCAGGCUUUAAGUCUUCAGAUAGAUCCAACAACUUGUCAUCGUUCAGUGUGUGA